Rodentolepis nana is the source of this 750-nucleotide messenger RNA. The record is from the annotation of a GenBank genome assembly. Lineage: Eukaryota; Metazoa; Platyhelminthes; Cestoda; Cyclophyllidea; Hymenolepididae.
CACUGUCAAAUCGACGAUUCUCUCUUGACCAACUCUCCAGUCGAUUAUUUUUAUUGCCUCAGCUGCAAUUUUAGAUCCGAAAACAGAAAUGAGUUUGAAAUCGACUUCCAGGCACUUCAUGAACAGAAUAUGAAUUCGACAACUUCAUUAGGUAUGCCAGUUUGCAAAAUUUUGUUUCCAUUACUUGAUUUAAAUGAAACUUAUGAUGACACCUUUCCAAGCAAGCCUGUUAUCCACAUAUUAUUUAUAUUUUUAGCUCCCUUGAACAAGUUCAAUUCUAUUUUAGACAAUGACCUUCCAACUAAACAUGGUCCUUUAGAUGUAGUUGAUGAGAGCAUCGCAAAAAUGAGUAAGGAAAUCACAAAUAAAGAAAAGCGCUUAUCGUGUGAUAAAUGCAAAAUGAAAUUUAGAUAUCCAAGUCAAUUGGAAACUCACAAGCGCAGACAUAGUGGCGAAAAACCAUUCGAAUGUGAAUCUUGUGGAAAUCAAUUUAUUAGAAAAUCUGAACUGAAUUCUCACAAAUUGGUCCACACUGAUGAAAGACCGCAUGAAUGCAGAAAAUGUGGAAAAAAAUUCAAACGGCAGUCAGAUUUAUCUCAACAUAUGCGUACCCAUACUUUCAAGCAUACACAUCAUUUGACUAGAUAUUUGCGCUCUCAUAGUGAAGAAAGGCUAACAAGCAUUCAGAAUAAAUAUAAUUUGACUGUUCGUAUGCGUUCCUAUACGGGAGAGAAAAACAUACAAAUGUAG